This is a messenger RNA of Hipposideros armiger (great roundleaf bat), 1329 nucleotides long. Its product is annotated as glutathione S-transferase theta-2B-like. Gene Ontology annotation, molecular function: glutathione transferase activity. Lineage: Eukaryota; Metazoa; Chordata; Mammalia; Chiroptera; Hipposideridae. The record is from RefSeq and is a predicted model, not a curated record. Gene Ontology annotation, biological process: glutathione metabolic process. Gene Ontology annotation, cellular component: cytoplasm.
CACCUCGGCCGCAGCAUUCGCAACUCGCUCUAAACUCUCCCACACGUGGCCUGAGACCUGGCACCGGUCCAGGUCUGAGCAGUCUUUUCACAGAGGACCAUGUUGGUACAAGUUAGACAGGGGCAGGUGGUGACAGGAUCAAGUUUGGCAUUAGUCCGGAGGGAUGUAUCCCUCACUGGUUAGGGACCCAGAGGGGUGGGGCCCAAGCCCCUAUUUCUAGAGGCCACCCUACUCCUGCCACUGCUACUGCCUGGGCCUGUUGUCAUUGCCGACCCCGCCAUGGGACUGGAACUCUUCUUGGACCUGAUUUCCCAGCCAUCCCGCGCAGUCUACAUCUUCGCCAAGAAGAAUGGCAUUCCCUUCGAGCUGCGCACCGUGGAGCUGCUCAAAGGGCAGCACUUGAGCAAGGAGUUCUUCCCGGUUAACAGCCUGCAGAGGGUGCCCACCCUCAAGGACGGUGACUUUGUCUUGAGUGAAAGCGUGGCUAUCCUGAUUUACCUGAGCUGCAAGUACCAGACGGCGGACCACUGGUACCCAUCUGACCUGCAAGCCCGCAUGCGCAUCCACGAGUACCUGGGCUGGCAUGCUGACUGCAUCUAUGGCACCUUUGGUGUGUCCCUGUGGGCCCAGGUGCUGGCACCGCUUAUUGGGGUUCAGGUGCCCGAGGAGAAGGUGAAGUGCAAUAGGACCAAUGUAGACAAAGCUCUGCAGUAUCUGGAGGACAAGUUCCUGGGGCACAAGGCCUUCCUCACCAGCCAGCAGGUGACGCUGGCUGACCUCAUGGCACUGGAGGAGCUGAUGCAGUUGGUGGCUGUUGGCUAUCACUUGUUUGAGGAACGGCCGCGACUGGCCGCAUGGCGUGAGCGAGUGGAGGCUUUCCUGGGCAUUGAUCUGUGCCAGGAGGCGCACGGACCCAUCUUGAACGUCGUGGAACAAGCGGCCAACAAAACACUCCCGGAGCCUUCCCCAGAAAUCCAUCUGAUUAUGCUGAAUCGUCUUUUCAGGAUCCCCUGAGAGGUCUGGGAUGAGGCCCGUGAGGAUCAGAAGAUGAGCAAUAAAGAUUCCUAGUGUUUCUUACUUGUCCCUUUUCAUUUGUUCCCAUUGGUCUCAGUCUCUGACUCCAGGAGGAGCUCUGCACAGGUCGGACGCCCAGUGUCCUAGGCAGUGCUUCUCCUCAGGUGCAACAGAGAUGAUCAAUAGAAGACUAAAACCCAUCAUGUAUAAUGAGCUCCUAAAAUUAAAUAACACGAAUAAAAACAAAUCAACUAUAAAUCAGCAAAUGUCAUUGAUCUUUUGAAUAUAAUAAAGAUUCUGAACAGCUUGAUAAGG